Penicillium egyptiacum is the source of this 366-nucleotide messenger RNA. NCBI's taxonomy places the organism in Eukaryota, Fungi, Ascomycota, Eurotiomycetes, Eurotiales, Aspergillaceae. The record is from the annotation of a GenBank genome assembly.
AUGGAUCCAUGGAUGGAUAGGCUCCUUUCCAAUACAACUCUCUCCCUGCAACUUAUCAAGAUGUCGCAUAAUAGAUUCAUUCAAUCGUUCACUCAGAUUCCCAAGGAUAUCUUCCGCGUGAAUUCGGGCACUGCCAUCCGUCUUCGAGCUUGGCCAGGUCCCAGGCGACCACACGGCGUGUUCGACCUCCUCACCACUGCAGGGAAAGUACAACCAAAGGCUCUCGACCCAGCUACUUACGAGUUCCCUAAUGGUGCUUCCAUGCGCCCCAACUCAAGGACACAGCAGAAUCUCGUUCGCACUGUCAAACCCCGGGGUGGUUACACUAUUUACGUAUACGCUAUUAUGGCUGGCUGCUUCCUCUAA